AUGUUUGCCGCAUUUCCCUCGUCUCUAAAACACUUCAAUCCACCGCAGAGUUCGAUUCCGAUUGGGGAAAAUUUCUGCCCUCCGAUUAUCAGUCAAAUCAUUUCCGCAUCACUGAGUCCCGCCCCUGAUUUUCCUUCAAAGAAGAAUCUCUAUGUGUAUCUGUGUCAUCAUCCCCUGUUGAUUGAUGCAGGUCGGAAGAGUUUCUCACUGGAAAAAUCGACUGGAAAGAAAUGCUACUUUCUAGAUGGAAGGGAUCUUAAUAUUCCAUUGGUUAAUAUACCAGAAUAUUGGGAAUGGACUUCACUACCAGAAUCCAGGUUUCCAGAGGUGGCUAAGCUCAAACAUGUUUGGUCACUUGAUAUUUGGGCUUAG
Messenger RNA from Solanum dulcamara, 372 nucleotides. Its product is annotated as F-box protein At2g02240-like. The record is from RefSeq and is a predicted model, not a curated record. Bases 1 to 372 code for a protein of 123 amino acids. Lineage: Eukaryota; Viridiplantae; Streptophyta; Magnoliopsida; Solanales; Solanaceae. The transcript is spliced from 3 exons.